Patella vulgata (common limpet) is the source of this 1510-nucleotide messenger RNA. Its product is annotated as mediator of RNA polymerase II transcription subunit 28. Gene Ontology annotation, cellular component: mediator complex. Lineage: Eukaryota; Metazoa; Mollusca; Gastropoda; Patellidae. The transcript has 4 exons. The record is from RefSeq and is a predicted model, not a curated record. Bases 293 to 907 code for a protein of 204 amino acids.
UAGGUGGAUUGUGGGUUAGGGAAAGAGACAGUUCCUAAAGGAACUAGGUAAGGGUUAGCAUAGAUAUAUUUCUAUGGGGUUAGGACCUGCAGAUUUUAUCAGUCUCGAAAUGUAAACAAGGCUAGCGCUAACCCUAAACCAAGCCUAACCCUAACUCACAAUCCACACAUGACGUCAUAUGCGCAGGACCGUCUCCGAUCUAGCGUUCUUUUACGCUACGUUAAUAGGUCAGUGGGUCAUCGGUCUACGUCAUUAGAAGCUAACCGGAAGUUUUUGUUAUCCUAUCACAACAAUGGCGGCUUACUGUGAAGCAGAUGAGAAUCAUCCUCAUCAAAUUGAUCAAUUAGAACAAGCGUUUAAAAAUUGUAUAGAACAGUUGUCAACCCAAGAACAUUUUAACACAUCAGACACAGAAGAAAAUAGAGUUGGAAUAGAACAGUCAGUUCAGAAAUUUAUAGAUCUGGCACGUCAAACAGAAUCUUUUUUCCUCAAUAAAAGAUUAGUUUUAUCAACACAAAAACCUGAGCAAGUACUUAAAGAGGAUAUACAAGAAUUGAAAGCCGAGUUGGAUAGAAAAGAGAAAUUAAUAGAAAAACAUCAUGAACGAUUACAACAAUGGCAAAACUUGUUACAUAGCAUGCCUGGAAGUGGAGGAUCUCAAUCUACUGGUCAAAGUCAUCUCCCCCCACCACCUCAAGGUCCCCCUCCCCCUCAUCCUGGUAUGAUGCAUGUACAACAGCAGCAGCCUUCUGCACAAAUGAACCAGUUUACCGUACCUGGUCCUCCUCCCUCAGGUCCCCAACCUUUUGUUAUGCCUCCUCCGCAUCAACCCCAAACAUCAUACCCUACACCUUUAGCAUAUCUUGAACAGAACUUAUCAAAUAUUGGAAUGCCAGAUCGAAGAUGAGAUUAACAGAUAAAAAAAUGAAACAAGUGGUUAAAUUCUUUAAGAAGAAUAACAUUAUAUUCAGUGAUUUCAUCACUUCUGCUAGGUACUAUGACUUUAAUGGUGUGUAUAUACAUGUAAUGUAUAUUAUGUUGCAGCAGUAUUCCAUAAUCCAUUUUAAUCACUGCCUAAAAUAACAAUAAUUCCAUGUUCCUUCUGGUGACUGUUUUGAAUAUUUUAUUGUUAUAAUGAAUUGAUAAAGACAACCAUAAAUAUCGCUUAAGAGUAUUCUAUCAGGCAUAGUAGAUAUAUCACAGUCAAUGUAGAACUACAUUGGGAUUAAAAUUAUGUUCAUCCUAUCAAUAGGAUAAAGUAUUAAUAUCAAAACAACAUUCAUUGAAUAUUUUUUAUUGUUUUAUGGUUUUUGCUAGUAAACAAAUACAAAAAAAAUGACAAACCUGGUUACAUAUUUACAGUAAUGAAAUGCAUUUACUUGGCCGUUUUUUGUUUUAGACAUUUUCUAUAAAUUAUUAGUGAAUCGAAUUGAGCAGUAAGUUGUAUUAUAUGUACAUGUAUAAUCUUUUAAUGUCAUUAUUGGAAAACAUAUUAAACAUCUAUUUAUUA